UUAUCGCUAUCCGCCGCGCCGGCACAGGUCUCAGUCGCGUUAUUGAUACCGAUGUGAUAGUGCUGCGAGAGUGUAGGUAGUGUGAUAAGGCGUGCUUCUCAGUGCGAGAUUGUGAGCUGGUGGUGCUCCUCGAGUGUAUACAACUAGCUACUUGUUUUCUGAUACGAAAAAACAUAUCAAGUUGUUAAAUAAACAUAGUAAUAUGAAUGACCAAAGUUAAGUUACACAGUCUGAGAACACUAGAACUGUAUUAAAAUACUGGCACAGUGCCAUAAAGGUGAAAAUUGUGGUGAUGUGUGAGAUUAGAGACAUGGUGUGUGGGGUUGGUGAGAUAUGUUGGUAAGCCUGAUGGCUCUGUUACUGUCAGUGUGGGGCGGCCUGUGCCUGUGUUACGGGUUUGUGUUGUUGUCCUCAACAGCUGCUGCUGGAGGCCCCCGCUUGUUUGAGCCACCCUCUGCAUGUCUCUACAGCUACCACGCUACCCUACUGCUCAAUGAAGCUGCUCCAGGCCGAGGCAAGGACGUAGGAUUCCAGGUGACAGCCAGCCUCUCUGUUGAGACCGUGUGGCAGAGCGCCUCGUCACCUCUGAACAAGCUGCUAAAGCUCAAGAUAGUCAAUCCAAAACUAUCAAUAAAAUCUAGAAAAGCUCCAGCUCCAGAAGGUUUUAUAACACACACUUCUAAACUAGAGGAGUUGAAGAAUGGAGAUUUUCUACUGCACUGGAACAACGGCCAUGUUAAAUCUGUUUAUAUCAACCAAAAUGAAGAUAUUUCUAUAAUUAACUUGAAAAAAGGAAUUGCAAGUUUAUUUCAGUUCCAGUUGACCACCCAAGAAGUGAAGGAGACAGAUGCGUCAGGUGAAUGUGAAGUGGUCUACACCAGCCUUGACAGGAAUAUGGUUGAGAAGAUUAAAUCCAACUGUCACUCACAACCAGAGUUACCCUACAUCUUACAUCCUCAACAGUUAUGGAGUGCUACUGUUUCCUCCAAAAGAAGAAGUGUAAUUGUCCUCUCACCAGAUUUGGCCGCUAUAGACACCAUAGACUCUGAGGAGAAACACCAGCUAUCCAUACCUCUGCGAGAGGAGGCAGGAGGUGCUAUCCUCUCCCAACAAGGAAUAAAGCUUCAAGAAAAAUCUUCUGGAGCUGCACUGAUUGAGGAAAACACAAUAGAUGCUGCGAUAAAAACCAUGGAAAAAUCUACUGGCCAGUUCUUUGUGAAAUACUCAUUGUCUCUAACCAAAGAAAGUAAUACAUGUGCAGAUGGAACAUGCCCAUCAUUCUAUUCUUUAGUAAAGGAAAAUAGAGAUGCACUAAAGACUGAAAAUCUUGGAACCAUUCGAUCUGCUUCAGCAUUUGUCAAACUACUGAAAGCUGCUCGGGAAGCCAAAAAAGAAGAUUUAGUUAAAACCCUAAAAAAUACCAAAAAUAAAAAAAUCUUGUUCCAACUGAUGGAUUUAAUGGGGGCAGCUCAGACUAUUGGUGCCCAUGAAGCUGCUCUUAAAGUCCUCAAUUUUAAGUCUGAAGAAUCUUUGGACCUGAAUGAACGCUAUUUGUGGUCUUUGUCUUUGGGUUCGCACCCAGUUAGUGAUGUUGUCAAAGAUUUAGUACGACUUAUGGAAGCUGGACCAUACAAUGAAAAGCUUGAUGAAACACUUGUAUUGACUAUUGCUGCAACAACAAAUAAUUUGAAAAAACACAACGGUACAUCAAAUGAAAAGAUUGUGAGGGAUGUGCUUCAAAUGCUGGAGAAUAAAGUCAAAGCCUGCUCCUCCGACGACAGUUGCCUUUUGAAAUACAUGAGAGCUUUCAAGAAUUUAGCUGCAGAAGAGUCAAUUCCAACACUAAUCACUUAUGCUAAAACUGGAAGCAAAAGAGUGAGUGUAGCUGCCUUUAAUGCAAUUCAUUCUUUUCCUGCGAGUUUCUGGUCUCCUGAUGUAAUUAAAGCAGCAAAAAGAGCUUAUUUCCAAUUAGACAAACGUUACGACAGCAGUGCUCGUACAUUAGCAUUAGAUAUUCUACUAGAAAAUGGGCCUGAUGAAGAACUUCUGUCAGAACUUUUGCUUUCACUAAAAAGCCAAGAUCCUGCUUAUGAAGUGAAACAAUACCUUGUGCAAAGGUUAAACCAAAUUGGUGAAAGUGAUAAGAAAUUGAUAUCUUCAGUGAAAGGACUGCUAAUAUCUUUAAAUCUCAAAAACUACAAUAUACUGAGUCAAAAAGGCCUGUCGACAGCAUUCACUCGCAGUUUCAUGGAUCACCCGAGUGCUAACGGAACUUUGUCGACAAUCCAGGAGAUGUCAGGAGGAAUAGUGAAGCGAGGUCUGGUAGAUGUCAUCAUUGAUAGACAGGGCUCAUCCAGGCAGAGCAUUUUUACUUUAGGGCUCUUUGCUGGAGGACUAGGCUCAUUUCUGUCAUCUGAUGAAACUAACCCUGAGGAAGAAGAAGAAGAGGAGACAGCUGUAGCUGGCAUGGAUCUGACUGUUAUGGGAGUUCAAGUUCGGCCCUUUGUGUUUUUCACGGGACAAGGAGAACUGAUGGGGCAUGUUUGGUCUGGUACAGCUUCAGACAUUACCUCAGCUUUUCAGGCUUUGGCUCUUCUGCAAGACCACCUGCAAUACAUUCCUUUAGAAGCUGGAUUUAUUGCUGAAGUAAGUCUUCAAGGAGGAAUAUCAUUCGAUCUUUCUGGCAAGAUCUCCCUCAGCAUUUGGAACAGAAAUGCAGAAUCUUUGGUAGAGAAAAGUGCUGGAUUAUCCGUGGUGGGCCUGAUGAGAGUGAACAGCAUGUUUGUGCACAGCCAAGUACAGUUCAACAUAGCAACGGAAGUAAAGCUACGACUUGUGUCCAACAUUGACUUCUACAGCAGUAUUGCUCUUUGUCUCCAGUUGCAGCAGCCUGACUCAGUUAUAAAACACAAUGUACAUAAAGUUGAAAGAAUCCCUGGAAGCAAACAUCGUCUCCGCAAAUCAAAAUAUAAAGUUAUACCAGUUUCUGGACGAACAUAUGCUUUGAAUCAAAAGAACAAUGAACUAUGUAACGUUAUUUUUGCAGAGUAAUAAGUUCUUUCCGUACCAAAAUGAGCUUAAUGUUCAUGCUACUCUUGCUGGCUGUGAUUAUUAACUUAUGGAUAGUGUAUUUAUUCUCUUGUCAGUAACAUUUUCAUUUAUGUACAAAACAGAUGCCAUCUUUUUUUAAUUCUA
This is a messenger RNA of Homalodisca vitripennis (glassy-winged sharpshooter), 3195 nucleotides long. It is a transcript of the gene Mtp, whose product is annotated as microsomal triacylglycerol transfer protein. Gene Ontology annotation, biological process: lipid transport; lipoprotein metabolic process. The record is from RefSeq and is a predicted model, not a curated record. Gene Ontology annotation, molecular function: lipid binding. The coding region runs from base 334 to 3051 and encodes 905 amino acids. NCBI's taxonomy places the organism in Eukaryota, Metazoa, Arthropoda, Insecta, Hemiptera, Cicadellidae. Gene Ontology annotation, cellular component: basolateral plasma membrane; endoplasmic reticulum; Golgi apparatus. The transcript is spliced from 16 exons.